Molecule: messenger RNA, 2094 nt
Organism: Rodentolepis nana
Lineage: Eukaryota; Metazoa; Platyhelminthes; Cestoda; Cyclophyllidea; Hymenolepididae
Source: the annotation of a GenBank genome assembly
AUGUUCUACACUCGUCCUGCAGUUUGGAAGAAAUUUGGGAGUCAAGUGAAAGUGGCGCACUUUGCAGGCCUCGAGAAACCAUGGAAACAUAGGUUGUCUGCGAAUGAUGGAGCCAUUUGUCAAGCACUUGAUCGAUUGGAAUCCUCGGACACUAUCUACACCACUGCUGAGCAAAGUGGAAUUGUUGCUCUUUGGUGGGCUGUUUUCUUCAAGAGGGUCAAGAACCGGCUUGGUAAUGGCAUGUUCCUUUCAACAACAUUUGAGCCUAUUCCUCCACCUCCACCACCUCCAUCUCCUCAGGACAACCGCCCUGAGGACCAAGAAUUUCGGAACCAAAAUGAAAGGUAUCACCCCGAAUUCGAUGACAAUUCAUUCCAUUUCCUUCACACCAAUCAACGGGUCGACGAGUCUAAUCGAUACGAGAAGUAUCACGAGUUCUUCGAGCCUCUGAAACAGCCAGAACCCGAGCAUCACAAGUACUACGAAUCGCUCCACCAUCAAUCCCAUGGCCAUCAACCACCAGUGUACAAUGAGCAUCACCAAUGUCAUCACAAUGAAUGUCAUUACCAGCCCCCGCAAUCCGAACCCCCUUCGUCGUCGCAACCACAGUCCGAACGUCAUGAUUUUCAUCACCAACACCAUCAAGAGAAUAGGCAUGAGGAGCCUCAGGAAUGGAGUCAAGACCCACCACAGCGGCCACAUUCAGAACACCAUAAUCAAUCGGGUAGACAACCUUCGCCUCAACGCCAUUGUGAAACAUCGCCACCAACUCCUCCUCUUCCUCCCCCUCCUCCUGAACCCCGCAAUGACAAGGAUCCUCUCUUUUUUGUUAAAAAGCCUAUGUGCCGGGAGUGUCUGCGAGAACUUCAGUGGAGUCGACAAUUUUUCGACUUCCUCCGUAGGGACAUCCCUAUUUCCAUGUCUCCGACUUAUUCCGGAUCACGAUUGAGACUCCGUUCUCAACCCAAGACUCUUCCUGGGGAACAACCAAUUCGUGGAGUGCUCAAGAACUCACCCACUCCACCGACAUUUACUAUCCAUGACGAGGAGAGUUCGGAAAUAGGCGCCAAGGAGCAGAGAAAGAGAGAAAGAAAGGUGAAAAAGGGCUUACAUCAAGUGCAUAAGGGUAAAUCUGCUGCGAAAAAGCGUCUGAAGAGACCCGUUGAUAGCAGCAAACUUGUCGAUGCUGCGAAGAGAGGAAUUCAAGCCAAAAUGGAAAGUGCGAGUCCUACAGGCGAAACGUUAGUGAACCCCAGGGAAAAAAUAAAGACGUUUCCAAUUAAAAACUAUGCUAAUAAAGAGAAGGAGCCCAGGUCUGAAGAAAUGCUAGAUUCAAUUUUGAGGAGUGCCUUGAUCAAGAGAUCCGAGGUGAGUGAAGUCAAUCAACUGGAGGAGGCUCAACCAAGAUUGGGAACUGUAACUCCACCCGCAUCUGUCACUCGCGCCAAAAGGCAGAUUAAACCUCUGAGUGAUUCUGAAAAGGCAGAGGUGGAAGCGCUAAUAAGGUUGAAGAUUGAUAGAGCUGUUGCUGAUAGGGGAAGUAUGGAAUUGCCAGAAAGGGAAGAAGGAAUCAAUCCAAAAUCCCAUUCUGAACUAGAAGCAAAGCCUGGACUAAAUAAAGCGACCGAAAAGACUUCGAAAAAAGCGAAAGACUUAAAGGUCCCUUCAUUGUCAAAAGCAGAGGAAAUGAAGACUGAAAGUAUGGUAGAGGAAGAUCUUCAAAAUAUUCCCGCAUUGAAGUCAAAGAUAGAAAGGCCAAAACAAAAGCCAGAGCCGAAAGAAAGAAUGAAGAAGAAAGUUAACAAUGUUGAGACUAGGUCAAAACAAGUGGUAGAGAAACCGGUUAGGGAUUCUACUCCGUGGCUUCCACGUGCCAAAAAAUCGCGGUUCGGUUCGCAAAAGUUUUCUGACAGCGAAUACUUCUGUGAUCGUCAUCGACCGCAUCCACCACCUCCACAAUGGAGAAUGUUUGCCUGGGAAAGAGGCGAAAUCGACUAUAUGGGAAGUGACCGCUUCUCCAACAUUCUUGCACGAAUUCGCUCAACUAUUCAACAGUCUAGUGAUGAUGCACUUCCAAUUGGUAUUUGGCUAUAG